AUGUCGUUCGGAAGUUUCCAGUCAAUAUGCGAAACUGCCCCGAUACCUCUGUGCUCACUCGUCGGUCCCUACAAUGGCGCAAAAUCACUCACAGGACCGGGAAUCGAGGCACUAUGCUAUUCACGAAGUAUUGAAUGGGCCAACACAAUGAUUUUCCAGGCCGCAAAUGACUUCGUGCACAUUUUGUCACUCGUCAUGUGCUCGAUCAUGGUUCUACACGUCCGUUCGAAGUUUACCGCUGUUGGUCGCAAGGAGAUCACCACAUUUUUCUACCUCUUUAUGCUCCUCACCGUCAUCUCACUCUGUCUCGACUCUGGCGUUGUUCCUAUCGGUUCAGCACCCUACGCAUACUUUGUCGCCGCUCAAGCUGGUCUCUCGUCCGCCCUCUGCACAUGCCUACUCAUCAACGGCUUCAUCGGCUUCCAGGUGUACGAAGACGGCACGGCGCUCAGCGUGUGGUUGUUGCGCCUAUGCUCCCUGGUCAUGUUCAUUGUGACUGGCGCAGUCGCGCUCUGUACCUUCCAAUCAUGGGCGGGGUUGGAUCCCUCUAACACCAUGGCCUUGUUUGUGCUGUUGUACGUGGUCAACGCACUGUUCUUAUUCAUCUAUGUUGCAUGCCAGGUCAUACUAGUGGUGGGAACACUCGGGGAUAGGUGGCCGAUGGGCGACAUUACCUUUGGCGUGUUCUUCUUUGUGGUUGGACAGGUGCUCCUCUAUGUGUUCAGCCGCAAAAUCUGCGAUGAGGUGUCGCAUUACCUUGACGGACUAUUCUUUGCUUCCAUCUGCAACUUACUUGGUGUGAUGAUGGUCUACAAGUACUGGGACUCCAUCACGAAAGAGGACCUCGAGUUUAGUGUGGGCACGAAAACGAACGUAUGGGAAGUUAAGGAACUGCUUCCGGAGGAGGACCGAAGAGCAACCAUCUAUGAGCAUCAGGGUGCGCAGAGCGAGUAUGCGCCCAGCACAUACCAUAGUAAUCGCAUGAGCCAAGGAUACGGCGGCUUUGCAGAGCGGUAUUAG
Molecule: messenger RNA, 1020 nt
Organism: Morchella sextelata
Lineage: Eukaryota; Fungi; Ascomycota; Pezizomycetes; Pezizales; Morchellaceae
Exons: 3
Coding region: 1-1020 (339 amino acids)
Biological process (GO): protein folding
Cellular component (GO): endoplasmic reticulum membrane
Source: RefSeq, a predicted model, not a curated record